This is a messenger RNA of Rubroshorea leprosula, 1279 nucleotides long. The record is from the annotation of a GenBank genome assembly. Lineage: Eukaryota; Viridiplantae; Streptophyta; Magnoliopsida; Malvales; Dipterocarpaceae.
GCUCUUUUUGGGCCUUCCUCCAACAUUUCACUUCACAUAAUUGAUAAUUCUCCAUUUCACUUCAUGCAAUCCCUUUUCUUCUAGUUAUUACUCGAGAAAAACUAGAGGAGGAGAAGGAAGAGAAAACAAAAAAAAGGGGAGAUUAAGGGGGAUUGAAUUCUUAUUAGCGUCAGCAAAGGUUCAUCCAUAUGACGAGCGUCAUGGGUUCAGAAUCAGACUAUAGAACGAUCAACUUCGAAGAAACUGAGUUGCGUCUAGCAUUGCCUGGUAGCAGUGGAAGUGGGAACGAUAAUGAGUCUGUGAAGGGUAGUGGGAAGAGAGGGUUUCCUGAUACAGAGUCGAUCGAUUUGAAGCUCAACCUUUCAACCGCGACCACCACUAAGGAUUCAAUUUCAAAGACGGAUGAAAUUGAAAAGAUGAAGGAGAAGAACGUUGCUCUUCCGUCUAAUGAUCCUGCAAAACCUCCGGCCAAGGCACAAGUUGUGGGUUGGCCGCCCGUCCGAUCAUUCCGGAAGAAUGUCAUGGCCGUCCAAAAGAAUGGCUCCGGCGAGAACGAGAAGGCUGCCACCACCAGCACCACCGCCGUCACUGCAGCUGCCUAUGUUAAGGUUAGCAUGGAUGGUGCCCCUUACCUGCGUAAAGUGGACUUGAAGCUGUACAAAAGUUACCAAGAACUCUCCAAUGCUUUAGGCAAAAUGUUCAGCUCCUUCACCAUUGGUAAUUGUGGAUCACAUGGGAUGAAGGAUUUCAUCAAUGAGAGCAAAUUGAUUGAUUUGCUAAAUGGGUCUGAAUAUGUGCCAACUUAUGAAGACAAAGAUGGAGAUUGGAUGCUUGUUGGAGAUGUUCCAUGGGAGAUGUUUGUUAAUUCAUGCAAGCGCUUACGAAUCAUGAAAGGAUCAGAGGCAAUUGGGCUAGCACCAAGGGCAGUAGAGAAAUGCAAGAACAGAAGCUGAGAAGACAAGUUUUCAGAAAUUUCCUGCACUUUGUGAUAAAAAGAACUGGCAAACUAGCUUGAGAGGGUUCGAGCAGGGAGUUUGGAUCUAAUGGGUCAAUGUAUCAUGUUUUUCUUUUUCUUUUUCUUUUUUUUUUUAUAUUGUUUUUUUUGUCGUAGUGUUGUUAAGAACAUGAGGAAUAUAUUAUCUGAGAUUUAUUAAUUAGGGACAUGGAUUAAUCAUAAGAAAAUAAAAAAAAUGUUUAUAAGACUCUUUUCAUCUACCUCUCAUGUUAAACUUUUUUUUGGCACACAAAUUACAUCUGGUAAUAAGGUGUCAUUUUUUUU